Molecule: messenger RNA, 2267 nt
Organism: Stegodyphus dumicola
Lineage: Eukaryota; Metazoa; Arthropoda; Arachnida; Araneae; Eresidae
Product: Krueppel-like factor 7
Biological process (GO): regulation of transcription by RNA polymerase II
Molecular function (GO): DNA-binding transcription factor activity, RNA polymerase II-specific; RNA polymerase II cis-regulatory region sequence-specific DNA binding
Source: RefSeq, a predicted model, not a curated record
GUUCCUGAGCUAUGGAUAUCUACCUGAGCGACAGCAUUUUUAGUGAACUGCAGUCCGUCCAUGAAACAGGGUAUUACAACGCACAGCUUUCUCUCGAGGACCGAUGGCAGCAGGUGAGAAUAUUUGAUCUUUUUUGCUCAUAAAAGCGUGAAGAAUUUCAUCUUCCUCUUCUCGAGUAAUAUAGAUUAAUGUUGUAGUGAAAAUAUAAGUGAAGCCAUGCCAGAACAAACUUGUACCAUCUUCUGUUUGAAAGCCUACACGACGAAACGAUUAUGGAAAUGGAACGGUACUUGAAGGAAGAACCAAAGUCCUUCAAAUGCCUAGAUGCAAGCCCGUGGGAUCGUUUCUCGCUGAAAGGGACGAAGUUUGUCGAGGACCUAGAAAGCAGUGCUAGCAGUCUGACGGACGGUGGUAACAGCAGUGGUGGUGAGGACCGACUGUCUGUAUCAGAUUUAGAUGCAGAACCCCUCGAGAAGAGCCGGCGUAUGGCCGCUGUGAAGGAUGCUCGGCCCCGCUAUGAUGUCCUGGAUGGAAGUAAGCGGAGGAUCCACAAGUGCCAAUUCAGUGGGUGCAAGAAAGUCUACACGAAAUCCUCUCACCUUAAGGCUCAUCAGAGGACGCACACAGGUGAGAAACCAUACAAGUGUCAAUGGGAGGGCUGUGAGUGGCGUUUUGCACGAUCGGACGAGUUGACGCGCCAUUUUCGGAAGCACACAGGCUCCAAGCCAUUCAAGUGCAGUUUUUGUGACCGCUGCUUCUCUCGCUCCGACCACUUAGCGCUGCACAUGAAGCGGCAUCAGUGACCGCUGGACCAAUGCCCUAGUCCAUUGCCUACUUUCUUUUUACACGAACGCUUUUUGUAAAACAAUUUUUUAUACGAGGACCGUUUUGCAUGGGUUCAUCCCCUUUUUCGGACAUAGUCCGGGCUCGGCGUCGGGCCUGGAACACACUUCUGGAGGAAAAUGGCCACUCGAUUGGCAGUCACGUGAUUCUCUUCGAAUGAUCGGUGGCACGUGACUGUAAUCGAUUAAGAACUAACAUUUUUGCUUUUCCCUUCGGUUUCUUCACGUGUUCAUUUUAGUGAUGCUGGUCGAGAGAACAUUCCCACGUUAUUUUUGUAAUUUUUCAUAUUUGUCACUGCCUUUGCAUCGAAAGAUAUGUCGGAAAGUCACGUGGCGGCCGUUCGGGCGUGUCUGGACUAUGACGACGAAGCCGAAAACCGACACCACCUAUUGCAGAUGGAAUGGGUUGGCUAUGACAUCGACCAUUACCAGUGAAAAUACUCGGCUGCUUGAAAAUAGCACGAGCUCAAACGGACCUUUACUUCAUCAUCGGUUUUUUUGGAAUUCGAAGUCAGAACGCCUUGCCUCAACUAGUCGGUGCUUACGAGACACGAUCACGCCUUAGUUGCAUUAUAAACUAAGAAAUAAAGCGUUAAGUUUUGUCAAAUUCAUUUACAUUGAGCGUCUGUAUAUAUAUAUAUAUAUAUAUAUAUGGAAAAUCAUUCAUUCUAUCGUCAAUCGUAACUGUGUUCCUCGCGUUGAUUUUGUUGUGCGUUUGUAAAUACUGCAUUCGUCAGAAAAAUUAAAAACAAAGAAAAAAAAGCUGAAUGUUUAAUGAAAAUCAAAUGAAAUAAAACAAGUAUUCUGCGUGUCAUUCAGUAUAUUAACAUGCUUAGUAUUCUCUAAAUGCAAAUGAACAUUCUCUGAAGUACUUUUACAAAUGGCUCUUUCUUGUGCUUUAAAAUAACUACUGCCUGUGCUUCGAUCUCUUCUCUGAAUGCUUACUACUUGUUGCUGCUUGAAGGAUAUCGAGAGCCAUUUAGCGUGCAAAAUAUCAGCUACAUGGCGUUAAACGACUGUGUGAUACCAGUAGAUGGGCAAUUUGCUGAUUAGUACUCAUGUGUGUUGAAGCAAACUAUUACUGCGUACAACUCCUGUUCGUGUGAUUUGCUAUUUUGGUACGAUUUGUAAUGAUAAUUUGCAUUUUUGAAUUAUUGAAGUUGAAAGCUAUUUUGGUUUAAACGACGCAUUUAAAAGUACUCAGUCUUUUUUAAAAAUCUAGACCUGGGUGCGUUUUUUGCACGCUACUGGCACAAAUUUUUGUCGUAAAAAAAACUUUUGUAAAAGUCGAAUUCGAUAUUGAAAGCCUUACUAGAUUAGUUAUUAUAGAGUUGUUUAAGACAUAUGCAUGGCAAAGAUUUAUUAUGUAAAUUGUUUUCUUUAAAGAUAUAAUGCAUUUCUGAAAAUAAAUAUAUUUGUUUCUAA